Acanthopagrus latus (yellowfin seabream) is the source of this 2487-nucleotide messenger RNA. RefSeq names its product NudC domain containing 3 (gene nudcd3). Gene Ontology annotation, cellular component: cytoplasm. The record is from RefSeq and is a predicted model, not a curated record. Bases 347 to 1420 code for a protein of 357 amino acids. The transcript is spliced from 6 exons. Lineage: Eukaryota; Metazoa; Chordata; Actinopteri; Spariformes; Sparidae. Gene Ontology annotation, biological process: protein folding.
GCUCCAAAUUACUCGAUUAUAAUGAUUAUUGGUGAUUUAAGUAUCCAAAAUACGAUAUUAUAAACCCAUUGUUAAGUUUUAUUAUUCAAAUUUUAAUUAACUCACGUAAAAGAUUACGUGUUUAUAAAGAUUACGCACUUAUUUUGAAAAAAAAAAGAAAAGAAAAAAAAACCGUGACCGGAAGUAUUAUUUUUUGGGACACAGGCGUUCAGAAACGUACCCCAGCAAGUCAGACUUACAUUUAAACUUAUAUUUCUGGACAAAGGCUGUUGAAUUUGGUUCGUAAAUAGCCGGCAGGGAUACUUUAAAGGUUAGUGAACACGGAGAAGAAGCGUUGAGAGCCGCCAUGGCGUCGCCGCUGGAGAUGACAGAGAUGUACGACAACGCUCUGCUGGGGAUCCUGCAGCACGUUGGAAACAUCCAGGACUUUCUACAGGUCUAUUUCGGGUUUUUGUACCGCAAGACGGACUUUUAUCGCCUGCUGUCAGCUCCCAACGAGAAGAUGGGCUUCCCUCCUGGUGUGGCGGAGAAGAUGGUGUUCAAGACAUUUAAGCUGUUUGAGAAGCUGGCAGAUCACGACAGAGAGCGGCGGCAGAGCGAGCUGCAGAAGAGAGAGGAGAGUCGAAGUGUUCCUCCGGCAGUUCAGGAGCUGGAGAUCAGCGCUGAGCCUCCAGAGGGGACGGAGGAGCGGAGCACAGAGGCGGCACAGACCGAGAGCUCCUCACUGGAGGCCGGGGGGGUUUCCACCGAGGCGACCGGCGGCUCUCAGCCCAGCAGCAGCGGUCCAGGACCGUCACCUCAGGGAGACCAGGCAGCUGCAGCCAGCACGAGCGCAGCAGACGGAUCUCAGCAGAACUUUCAGGCCGAGCCCGACAGCUACAACGGAGCAGUGAGAGAGAACUACAGCUGGUCUCAGGACUACACCGACGUGGAGGUCAAAGUGUUUGUGCCCAAGACGGUUGUUAAAGGCCGACAGGUCAGCGUCAGCCUGCAGGCCGGCAGCAUUAAAGUGUGCGUGAGGGAGGGAGCCGAGGAGAAAACACUGAUGGAGGGAGAAUUCACCCACAAGAUCAACACUGAGAACUCCCUGUGGAGCCUGGAGCCCGGGAGCUGCGUGGUCCUGUCGCUCAGCAAGUCCUCGGAGGUUUGGUGGAACGCGGUGCUGAAAGGAGAGCAGGAGAUUGAUAUCAACAAAAUUAACCGCGAGCGCUCCAUGGCAACGGUGGACGAGGAGGAGCACGCCGUCCUCGACAGACUCACCUUCGACUACCACCAGAAGCUGCAGGGCAAACCGCAGAGUCACGAAAUGAAGGUGCACGAGAUGCUGAAGAAGGGCUGGGACGCUGAGGGCUCUCCGUUCAGAGGGCAGCAGUUCGACCCCACCAUGUUCGACAUCCCGCCCAGCGCCGUGCAGUUCUGAGGCCCAAGCCCGACGCUCCAGCCAAAUAUGAACUGAAUCCCAGUUUAUUUACAGAACUGGACGCAGGAAAAAGUCGACGUUUAGCUGCUGCUGUCGCGCUGAGAGGCCGACGUUCACUUAAAGCGGCAGAUUUAGUGUGUUGGGGAUCGAGACGAGGACGUGUCAUUAUAUCAAACAUUAAUUUGAUGUUUUGGCGGCGUGACAUCUGAUAAAUACUUGUACUUUGUUAACUGUUUUGCUCUUUAUUUAAUAACUAUAGUGCCUAUGAGUUUGCCAGCCCUACUGAGUGAUUCUUUUUUUUGUUUUGUUUUUCAUUUUUAUUCUCAUGCAAACUGUCGAGUGUUGUCGGCGUCUCUCGGCGGUCACGUUUCCAUCCAAAUGUAGCUCCUAUUUUUACUGAAUUUUUAAGAAAUUAGCCAAAAGAAAAUGCUAAUUUAAUGUGUGUUUCCAUUCGCUGCUGUCAUGAGAUCAUUAGGAGGGAUUGUUAUAAAACAUUCAUGUCUCAAAUGCUGGAAAACAGACAUUUAUGUAAGCUUCAUGUAUCGAUGUGAGCAAAGUUACUCAGAUCUGAUGUUUUCAGCUCUUUAACAAGAAGUUAAAGUAAGUAAUUAUUAAUUCACAACAUGAUUUGUUCGUUUAGCCUGUGUCCAUUUCGUUUUAAUCGAUACACCAACUUUCCAACCUCAGCUAAACUUUGAAACUCUUUUGGCCGCUCGUCAAGAUUUUAAAGUUUCCGCUGUUUAUUACUGCGCAGAUUUAAAACGCUCGUUUAAAACAGCAGGAUGGAAACACACUUCUUGUUUCAGGCUGAAUCGACCUGAAGACGAACCUUUUUCACGAGUGUUUGAGAUGUGUGAGAACGUUGUUCUCUGGUCUUUUUUUUAAUUUAUUUGUCUUCUAUCUUGAUGAAAAUGAAAAACAGCAGAAGGAAGACGUGCAACAACGUGGAAACAGACUGUCGGAGCAGCACGGGUUGAUGUCUGAGUGGAUCUGAUGCCUCACAACCAAACAACCAAAACUGAAAGUUGAAUAAACUGUUGAAUAAAUAAAAGACUUGUUAAAUAUCA